This is a messenger RNA of Arabidopsis arenosa, 2426 nucleotides long. Lineage: Eukaryota; Viridiplantae; Streptophyta; Magnoliopsida; Brassicales; Brassicaceae. The record is from the annotation of a GenBank genome assembly.
CUCUAGUUACACAUCUAAUGUUUGACCCUCUUUUUUUCUUUAAUUCGUAGCAAUCUUCCCUACGGUGUCCAACCGAUGGCUUACCGUGGCCAAUCUCCGAUGAAUUUUAACCAAUCUUGACAAAUCACGGCCUCCUCCAUUUUGCAAGAGAUUUUUAUGGAUUAUUAUGAAAGUUACAGAACCUCAAAACCACGUGUUCUUGAUGAGAUUUUGGACCAGCAGAUCGAUAAUUGCUGGACAAUUGGUCUCUCCAGACAUCUAACAGGACUAGGAAGAACUCAGGGAAUUCUUCAUGAGAAAGAAUCUUUAUCAAUCCAGUACCUUUUCAAUGGUGUUUGCAAGGACAACCUUUUUCCGAAAGGAGCCAUAGAUAACCUCCUUAGCGCGAAACCAUUUUUGAUUAAUGAAGGCACGGUUCUAGAUAGACUUUGUCCACUAACGUACAAGCUUGGUGCUGCAAAUGAAGCUGUAGAGAUUAAUGCGUCAAGAUUCAAAGUGGAGGAUCUGAUUGUUCAUAGAGUAGAAGAGUAUGAAAAUCUUACAAAGUUUAACGAUGAUUUACUUCGCUGCCUUAGACGUUCGCCUGUGGCUAUUGCUGUUCCAGUUUUUGAGAGCUUUGGAAAUAUUGGAAGUGAGAUUUACGCGCCAAGGAUUGAUGAACUAGAGCAUGUGAACGUUUAUCAUGUUAUGCUUCUCACCGGUCUUGGUAGGAUGAAUGGAGUUCGUUUCUUGGAAGCACAAGAUUCGAAGGGGAAAGAUCGAGGAGUAGAAGGUUACAUUAAGAUAGCUAUGAACAUCCCAUUUGUAUCUCAUUUCGUUGAGAUAAAAGGGUUGCAUUGCACGCCUCCAAAUCCUAAGUUGUUGUUCAAGCCAGUAACUACUCUUGAUACUAUUCUGCACACGAGUUAUGUCGACGCUUGCAGAGCACAUUGUAUAAUGUUAGCCAGCAAGUCAUUCAUAGCUGAUAGUGAGAGAGAUGAAAUAUUGAAAGGGCUUGAUACUGUUCGGCUUCAGAUCACUGAAAGAUCUCUAGAAAUUUAUUCUGAUGUAGAAGAUGUACAAAUGAAUGUCGAAGCAGGCUUGACCAAUGCAAUUGGUGAUCUUGCUAAAAAACUUCAAAGAGGGGUUAGUGUGAAUGACAUGUCUGCAACAGUGAGCAGGAUUUGGUGUCGCAAUGCUAUUUGUUUCAUCAUUAGCACGAUCAAAAACCUGCAGAUCGCAUUGGUUCAGCUGGCUUUGAAGAACAAGACGUUGAUCAUUACUAGUCUUUCUACGAAUCUUCGGAAGGCUUAUUCUGUUUCACUCGCACAUAUCCUCUUAGCCUAUGUAGAGCAGCUUGACCGUGAUUGUACUCGUUAUCUUGAGUGUCAGAUGAGGCUAAAUUUUUGUCCCUUAGGAUCCUGUGAUUUUGCUGGAAGUUAUCUACCUAUUGACAGGUCUGGUGUCGCACAAGCUCUUGAAUUUACCGGGCCUAUGAGAAACAGCAUUGAUGCAGUUACAGAUCGGGAUUUUGUGGUCGACUUGUUACAUUCUACUGCCAGGACAGCUACCCAUCUGUCUGGUCUUGCAGCGACCUGUGUACUGUGGUCUUCAGAGGAGUGUGGCUUCAUAAAUUCGAGCUGUUCCGUUUCAAACGGGUCAUGCAUUAUGCAACAGAGAUACCCGCAUCCAAUGGAGAUAGUUAGACAAAAGGUUGAAAGGGUUAAAGGUUUUCUUUGCAUCGGCUUAAAUACCAAAGAGCUGUCUCCACUUACUUACGAUUACGACUUUCAAGAUGAUAGAAGACUCUUGUUUGAUAGUUUUAGCACUAUAGCCGGAAUGAUAAAACUCUCUGUGGAUUUUCUCCUGCAUGCCUCAUUCAACGAAGAGAGAAUUAAGAAAUGUCUACCAGUUGUACACCUCAGUGAAGCUAUUUUAGUUACUUAUCUUGAGCAAAAGGGGUUCACUCCUCUUGAAUCCAUGGAUUUUGUGGAUAAUAUAGUUAGUUAUUGUGUCUUACAUGGACGUAAGGUUGAGAGUGUAUCUGUUGAAGAUCUGAAACAAAAGUGGCCUAUCUUUGGAGAUCUUGAAAAUCAUAUGAUUGCUGCUACUUCAUUGAACUUAUUUCGUUCUGAAGGCUCCGCUGGAGCAGAUAGUAUAGAUACACAACUCACCAACUGGAUGUUAAAGCUGGGCAUGACUAGUUAAAUCAGGUAUUGCUCAUUGAAAUGGAUAUUUAAACCAUACUCUCUUGAUUUUUUCCGGGGUUGCUGGCUGAAGAGUAAUCUAGCUUCAUUUCUGACUUCUGUAGGCGAAUUCCAUUGGCAGAUUUGGGCUUGAUUUUGGUAAUUUGCUUCUUAGUCUCUGUUUUAUGUUGCCAUGCCAUCUAAAUGCAUUGCUAGCUCUUUGGUCUCUCUUUAUGCCUUCAUUAAAUCUGCACCUAUUGG